Messenger RNA from Loa loa (African eye worm), 1168 nucleotides. RefSeq names its product hexokinase. Gene Ontology annotation, biological process: intracellular glucose homeostasis; glycolytic process; glucose 6-phosphate metabolic process. Lineage: Eukaryota; Metazoa; Nematoda; Chromadorea; Rhabditida; Onchocercidae. Bases 128 to 1168 code for a protein of 346 amino acids. The record is from RefSeq and is a predicted model, not a curated record. Gene Ontology annotation, cellular component: cytosol; mitochondrion. Gene Ontology annotation, molecular function: glucokinase activity; D-glucose binding; fructokinase activity. The transcript has 7 exons.
GGACCAAAGGUAUUGAAACAACAGGAGUAGUUGGCAAAGACGUCGUCGAACUUCUUGAACAAUCUAUCGCAGAAGGGGCGAUAUUAAAGUGGAAGUGGUAGCACUAAUUAAUGAUACCGUUGGUACUAUGGUAGCAGCUGCUCAUGAAAGUGGUGGCAAAUGUCACGUUGGUGUUAUUAUUGCAACCGGUACCAAUGCUUCAUAUAUGGAAGAUACAUCAAAAAUCGAAUAUGGUUUAUCAAAAGCAAUAACUGAUUACAAAUAUCCGCAGAUGAUUAUUGAUACCGAAUGGGGUGGUUUUGGAGAUCGUUCUGAAGCUGAUUAUAUAUUAACACAAUAUGAUAAAAUUGUAGAUAGCCGAUCCGAACAUCCAGGCGUAAACACGUUUGAUAAACUUGUUGCCGGUAAAUGUAUGGGUGAAAUAGUACGUGUUGUACUAGAGAAAUUGGUACGAGCUCAUGUUCUAUUCAAUGGUAAAGGUUCAGAUACUCUCUUUCAACAAGAUUCCUUCCCAACUAAAUAUAUCUCUGAAAUUCUCAGUGAUGAAAGUGGAUCAUAUGUACAUACGAGAGAUAUACUGGGCGAAUUGGGUAUUGAUAAUUACAGCUUUAGUGAUAUGUUACUUCUUCGGGAGGUUUGCGUUGUCGUUUCUCGCCGAUCAGCUAAUCUUGGCGCUGCUGCAAUUGCCUGCAUACUAAAUCGCAUCCGAAAAGAGAAUAUGGUAGUUGGAAUUGAUGGCAGUACUUACAAAUAUCAUCCAUUUUUUGACUUCUGGGUUCAUGAUAAAUUGAAGGAACUUGUCGAUCCGGGUGUUAAAUUCAAAUUAUUACAAACAGCUGAUGGUAGUGGUAAAGGUGCAGCACUGAUAACAGCAAUUGUUGCAAGGUUGAAUAAACGCAAUGUACAACAACAACAACAACAACAACAACAACAACAACAACAACAACAACAACAACAACAACAACAGCGACAACAGCAACAAUGUAGUAUGGACGAAAAUGUCAUAACGGUGGGAAAAAAUAUGGAGCAAAUAACCGAAAUGAAAGAAAGUCGCAAAGAGUCCAUAAAUGAGAAGCAAAAAAUUAAUUUAGUGACAAGUGACAUAGCAACCUAUGAGAAAUUUAACAGCGAAAUGGAGAAUAGUAUGAUUCAUUUAUCCACUCCAUAA